GGCGGAUUUAGGCAUGGGCAACGGCCCAGGGCGGCAUCUUGCCGGGGGCGGCACGGGGCACCUGCGCAAGAAAAAUAAAAACAAAUGUGCGAUCGGGUUUUUACCGCUUAUUUGCAUGUAACGUCUCCGUGUGCACGUAUCAUAUCAACUUGUGGGUCAAUUAACCUGGUCGGGAGGAACUCGGAGUGUGAGCCCGGAGAAGAACUCUCACUCAAAAGUAUACGAGAAUGGCUCAGGGAGGGGCAGAAGAAUGUCAUAUAAAAAGCACAAUAAACGUAGAAUCUGAAUCUAACAGCAAACGACAACAACACCGCUGUAUCUCAUGGACGAGUUUACGCUUCGAAAUGUUAACCUGCAACAGGUCCAAAACCAGAUCCGCCACAGGACCGACGGUCUGAGCUCCAGCACUCUGGUGCUGCGUCGAGGACAGUCGUUCACAAUUCUCAUGAACUAUGAUGGACGGCCAUUCGAUCCACUGAAGGAAAAACUGGUCUUCCGAAUUGUUCUAGCAGGGCCACUGUUUGUAGAGGUGCCUGUCUCCAUGUCUGGACAGCCUUCUCCAUCUCAGUGGAGUGCCAUUCUGGAAAGGAGCGUACCGGCCCCAAAUGCACCCCGUACGAUGUCGGUUUCACUGUUCAGCCCUGCGUCUUCCUCUGUAGGAGUCUAUACCCUCCACCUGAGAGUAGAGACCCGCUUGAGUGUGAAAACCCAUUUGCUUGGCCAGUUCACGCUCCUCUGCAACCCCUGGUGCCAAGCUGAUUCAGUGUUCCUGCCGUCAGAGGAUCUGAGGGAUGAAUACAUCAGGAAUGAUAUUGGCCUGCUGUUUAAAGGCAGCCCCGGUAGCGUCGUCUCCAGACCCUGGUCUUUUGAUCAGUAUGAAAAAGGGAUACUGGACAUCUGUAUGAAAUUGCUGCAGUUGAGUCCUCAAUAUCAAAGCGACAUGAGUAAAGAUCUGCUCAACCGCAACAAUCCGGUGUACAUUGGCCGUGUGAUCUCAGCUAUGGUGAACUGUCAGGAUGAUAAAGGGGUGUUAAUGGGGAACUGGUCAGGAAACUACAGAGAUGGUGUAAACCCCUCAAAUUGGUCCGGCAGCGCUGAUAUUCUCAGGAUGUGGUCAGAAACACAAUUCAGACCUGUGAAAUACGGACAGUGCUGGGUGUUCGCUGCUGUCAUGUGCACAGUUAUGAGAGCCCUCGGCAUUCCAACUCGAGUGGUCACCAACUUUAACUCUGCUCACGACACAAACGCGAAUAUGGUGAUUGAGGAAUUUUACUCAGAGAUGGGGAAAAAGCUGUCCAUCGGCCGGGAUAGCAUCUGGAAUUUCCAUGUGUGGGUGGAGAGUUGGAUGAAGAGGCCUGAUCUGGGACAAGGUUAUGACGGCUGGCAGGUUCUUGACCCCACGCCACAAGAGCUGAGCGCAGGAAUGUACCGCUGUGGCCCUGCUGCUGUUAAAGCCAUUUAUGAGCAGAAGGUGAAUGCGCCAUACGAUGUACCGUUCGUUUACGCAGAAGUGAAUGCGGAUGUGCAUAGUAUAAUCAUGAGAGAUGGGAAAAUAUUAGCUACUAACGUGGACAAAAAGAGAGUUGGAGCCCUGAUCUGCACCAAACGUCCCGGAUCCAUGCUUAUGCAGGACAUCACAUCAGAAUACAAAACUGAGAUGAUGGAUAGAUCGAUUCGUAUGUUCAGCGAUGAUGUUCGAGGUGGUGAAAGUGCUAAUGAAAGAGUCGCACCUCAGGGCAUUGCAGUUUCUCUCCAGCUUCUAAAAGCUCCUGUAGUCGGAGAAAACAUCACUUUCAACGUCACAAUCACUAACAGAGAGGCAGUUCCGAAACUGCUUAGAAAACAUGUGAACGCUCAGAACAAAGAGUACAACCGCAAUCCCACUGGAACCUUCUGGGAGGCUCAUGAUGAUCUGGAGAUCGGCCCGAGAAAAACUGUGACUGUACAACAUGAGAUCAUCUUCAAGGAGUACAUGCAGAAGGAGAUUAUGGAGGAUUACCUGGUUAACCUGGCUGUGGUUAUAGAGGAUGUGAAGUCUCAAGAGAGAGUGCUGGUUUCAGAAGAGUUUAACAUCUGCAGCCCUGCCCUCAAUAUACAGAUUCAAAACGAGAACUCUGUCAUCAUUAACACGCAGCAAGUUGCCACGGUGACCUUUACCAACCCAUUCAACGUUGCAGUGAGCGGUGAACUGACCAUAGUGGGUUCAGGACUCUUGGAGGAGAAGGUUCAGAUGAGGGUUACGAUCCAACCUCGAGAAACCAUGAGGAGCCCCGUCCGUUUCAUUCCCAGGAUGACAGGAGCCAAGAUGCUUCACGCUAGUUUAGUGUUGAUGAAUCUGUCCACCGUCCUCCGUGGAUACAAGACCAUCAAUGUUCAAGCAGCUUAGAGUGAAACAACUUUUAGGGAUGAUUGCGUACCAUCAACAUGACAUACUUUGCUAGUGGCUGAAACACCUUUAGAAAGUAUUGCUAUUUAUUAUGUAAACAUUUAUUUAAUAUCACUGUAAAUUGUGUCACUCUGAAUUAUGUGUGCCAAGUUUAUAUUGGCAAAAGUCUGAAAAUAAAGUAUUAUUCAUGUCCAUGCA
This is a messenger RNA of Megalobrama amblycephala (Wuchang bream), 2584 nucleotides long. It is a transcript of the gene tgm5l, whose product is annotated as transglutaminase 5, like. Gene Ontology annotation, molecular function: protein-glutamine gamma-glutamyltransferase activity. The record is from RefSeq and is a predicted model, not a curated record. NCBI's taxonomy places the organism in Eukaryota, Metazoa, Chordata, Actinopteri, Cypriniformes, Xenocyprididae. Bases 323 to 2386 code for a protein of 687 amino acids. Gene Ontology annotation, biological process: peptide cross-linking. The transcript is spliced from 16 exons.